This is a messenger RNA of Capra hircus (goat), 1961 nucleotides long. RefSeq names its product lipase C, hepatic type (gene LIPC). Gene Ontology annotation, biological process: lipid metabolic process. The transcript has 11 exons. Gene Ontology annotation, molecular function: apolipoprotein binding; triacylglycerol lipase activity. Bases 413 to 1915 code for a protein of 500 amino acids. The record is from RefSeq and is a predicted model, not a curated record. Lineage: Eukaryota; Metazoa; Chordata; Mammalia; Artiodactyla; Bovidae.
CCUUAGUUUCAGUUUUUCAAAGCCUGAUGAAACUAGCCAGGCCAGCUAAGCCUGCAGCUUCAAUACCCAUUAUGGGAGCAAAUAACGUAUUUGUACAACCUAUACAUUUGCUUAAUUAAACGCAAAGCAAGGCAGUGAUUCCUGACAGGGCUGAACUUAAGUCAAGUUGUGAAACUCCACAGUGCAGCCAGAAGCAGAGACGGACAAUUGAACUGAAAACUGGGAACACGUCAGGGGCGCUGGACCACUGCUUCUCGGCCACUUUAUUAUGAAGAGUGGAACUCAUGAAGGUUAGUAGCAUUGUGCACAGCUAGUUGAUAGAAGACCCAGGAUCCUGGAGGCACGUGGAUUCACCAGUGUCUUGCUUCAGAAAUUAGCAAGAGGACCUCGGACCCCAGGUGAAACAGAAGAAAUGGAAAAUCCCCUGUAUGUCUCUAUCUUCUUGUUUUUGUGCAUCUUGAUCCAAUCAAGUGCUCAUGGACAAAGCCUGAGACCAGAGUCAUUUGGAAGGAGAUCUCGAGCUGCUGAAACAAACAAAAUAUCACAGGAGACAAGAACCAGAUUUCUGCUCUUUAGAGGAGAAACCGAUAAGGGCUGUCAGAUUCGGCUCAAUCACUCAGACACGUUACAGCAGUGUGGCUUCAACUCCUCGCUGCCGCUGGUGAUGAUAGUCCACGGGUGGUUGGUGGACGGCAUACUGGAAGACUGGAUCUGGGAGAUGGUAGCCGCACUGAAGUCUCAGCUGGCCCAGCCAGUGAACGUGGGGCUGGCAGAAUGGGUCACCCUGGCUCACAACCACUACACCACUGCCGUCCGCAACACUCGCCUCGUUGGCCAGGAGAUCGCAGCUCUUCUCCAGUGGCUGCAGGAAUCUGUUCAAUUUUCUCCAAGCCAUGUUCAUCUAAUUGGGUACAGCCUGGGUGCACAUGUCUCAGGAUUCGCUGGCAGUUACAUGAGCAGAAAGCACAAGAUUGGAAGAAUUACAGGGCUGGAUGCUGCAGGCCCUUUGUUUGAAAAAGCCUCCCUCAGUGACCGGCUUUCACCAGAUGACGCCAAUUUUGUGGACGCCAUUCACACCUUUACCUGGGAGCACAUGGGCCUGAGUGUGGGCAUCAAACAGCCCAUAGCACACUAUGACUUCUACCCCAAUGGGGGUUCCUACCAGCCUGGAUGCCACUUCCUAGAGCUCUACAAACAUUUUGCCAAGCAUGGCUUAAAUGCCAUCACCCAGACCGUCAAAUGUGCCCAUGAGCGGUCAGUGCACCUCUUCAUCGACUCCUUGCUGCACGCUGACAUGCAGAGCACGGCCUACCUGUGCAGGGACAUGGACAGCUUCAGCCAAGGCCUGUGUCUGAGCUGCAAGAAGGGUCGUUGCAACACGCUGGGCUACCACACCCGCCAGGAGUGGCAAAGCAAGAAGAGCAAGAGCCUCUUCCUGGUGACUCGAGCCCAGUCCCCGUUCAAAGUUUAUCAUUACCAGUUCAAGAUUCGGUUCAUCAACCAAACUGAGAACCCUGUAGAACCAACUUUCACCGUGUCAUUCCUCGGAACAAGAGGGGAGAGGCAGAAGAUCCCCAUCACUCUGAGCAAAGGAAUUACUAGUAAUGAAACCUAUUCCUUUCUAAUAACAUUGGAUGUGGAUAUUGGGGAACUGAUCAUGAUCAAGUUCAAGUGGGAAAACAGCAUGGUGUGGUCCAAUGUCUGGAAUACAGUCCAAACCAUCAUCCCCUGGAGAAGAGAGUCCCUCCGCUCAGGCCUUGCUCUGAAGAGCAUCCGAGUCAAAGUGGGAGAAACACAGCAAAGAAUGACAUUUUGCUCAGAAAACAUGAAUGAUCUAGUACUUCACCCAGCCCGGGAGAAAACCUUUGUGAGAUGUGAAGCAAACUCUGAAACACUGAAACGAAAGAUCAGAUGAGCUUUAAUGAAGACCCAGUGUGAAGAAUAAAUGAUUUUAUACCUUA